CGACGUGCUUUGGUCAUGUGCAGACUGACUGUAAUGUCGCCAUAAACGUAUCUCGCAGUUUGAAAACCACGAUCGGAAUCGAGAGAACGAGGCCUGUGCGGUGUUGUCCAAAUUUUUUCUUUCAUAACGAGACUAACCCGGAGUUUGUAGCUUAAAAUGAUUGCGAGCUAUUGAGCUUUGAAUGUCUGAAUAUCAGUCAAAUAUCCAACGUAAAACUACCUUUACCACGGUAGUCGUUACAUAGCUUGUGAAUUAUCUAUGUUUUUAGCUAGCUAGUUACAUUUGUGUUAUAUUUCGCAAUCCUCUACCUCAGAGGAUGACAACCGCAAUACAGACGUAACGUCUAGCGGGUUUCUUUAGCUAAUUAGCUUAGUUUUAAGAUAGGGAGGUGCGGUUGGUAGCUAGCUAACGCGGUAGUUAACCAAGACAACAGAAACAAUAUAGCUAGCUACAGUAGGUAGACAGCCACUGAAAUAACUGGAAACAGAUUGUUAGCUAGCAAGCUGAUUUAACGUAGUGUCAGUUGACGUUAGUUACGUUUUCUAUUUGAACGGAGCACAAUUGCUGUAAAACAUGUCUAAAUACACAAGUUUUCCGGAACCUGGCGAGGACCACAACCCAUUCCAGGACCCCGCAGUGACCCAACACAGCAGCAAUACUGAGUAUGCUACACUGGAUCUCUACAACCCAUUUGACAAUAAAAAUGGGCCCCCACCUCCACCCUAUGCGGCCACCUCCCCAUCGGCCCCCCCACCUUUUGUUCCUGCAACAACACCACCCAGCAGGACUACACCCACAGAGCCCCGCAACUAUGGCACCUCCUUCACCCCCCAGCAAACAGCGGUCAAUGCCACCACGGCAGAACUCUUGAGGAAGCAGGAAGAGCUGGAGAAGAAAGCCCGUGAGCUGGAGAGGAGAGAAAGGGAACUGGACUCACAUGCCCUUGGUCCUGGAGCUGCUCGUCAGAAUAACUGGCCUCCCCUGCCAUCGUUUUGCCCUGUGGGACCAUGCUUUUUCCAAGACAUCAAUAUGGAGAUCAGCCAGACCUUCCAACGCACGGUCACCAUCAUGUAUUACUACUGGAUGUUCACAGCCUGCACGCUGGCGUUUAAUUUAAUUUCCUGCCUGAGUCUGUUCUGUGUGGACCCAGCUGGUGGUGUUGGGCUGGGGCUGGCCAUUCUCUGGGUCCUCCUCUUCACUCCUUGUUCUUUUGUGUGUUGGUACAGACCCGUGUACAAAGCCUUCAGGAGUGACAGCUCCUUCAACUUCUUUGCCUUCUUCUUCAUUUUCUUCAUCCAAGUGAUCAUCUACGUCAUCAUGACCAUCGGUAUUCCUGGUUGGGGUUUCAGUGGCUGGAUUGUCACUCUGGCUACUCUAAAGACAAGCGUGCCUGUUGGUGUGAUCAUGAUGCUCAACUCCGUCCUAUUCACUGCCCAGGCUGCCAUGGGGGUCGUCAUGCUGAAGAGGAUCCACUCACUGUACAGGCAGACCGGUGCCAGCUUCGUCAAGGCUCAGGCUGAAUUUGCCACUGGAGUGAUGUCCAAUCAGGCUGUACGGCAGGCAGCUGCCAACGCCACUGCUUCAGCUGCCCAGGGGGCUUUUACUGGGGCAGCUCGAUAGAGAGGCGUAGGGCAAGGGAUAGAGAGUGCGGUAUCGAGGGUUAUGUGUAAGGGUGUACAGUAUAACAUAACGACACAAUACUGUUGUUUUGUGGAAUGGUUACAAGAGGGGUUUUAAUGUCUUUGGAAAUUACAGAGAAACAAAACAUCUGCCAAUAACUACCAGAGAAAA
Molecule: messenger RNA, 1791 nt
Organism: Esox lucius (northern pike)
Lineage: Eukaryota; Metazoa; Chordata; Actinopteri; Esociformes; Esocidae
Gene: scamp3
Product: secretory carrier membrane protein 3
Exons: 9
Coding region: 574-1620 (348 amino acids)
Biological process (GO): protein transport
Cellular component (GO): recycling endosome membrane; trans-Golgi network membrane
Source: RefSeq, a predicted model, not a curated record